UACCCAACUUAUUUCUGACAAUGAAAUGAGGGAAUCACACCUACCACUCACAACUGAUCUAUAAAAGAUAUAGCUAUACAGCUAAGAGGCAAUCCACUCUGAAAUAUGGAUACUGAUAGAGGAAUAUGUCCUAACUGUGGGCAAGGCGAGACUGGUAAAAUGAUAUUCCACGAUAUAUAUUGUUAUGAUGUCUACAUAUUAUCACCACAGUGUCCUCAUACUCCAAAUCAGUGUAAAAUUGAUUUUUACAUGGCUGAAAAUAUUGUCAAACCUCUGGAAGAGGAAGGCUAUAACUGUUACUAUGCUUCGAGAAACAUUCCUGGAGGAAAAAUGCUCAUACAGGCAAUGAGUUAUCCAAUAUCCAUUAUCCCAGUUACUGUUGUGCCAGUCUUCCGGGACAGUGCGUUUAUUGGUCUUCAGAAUUUUAUACUAAGGCCAAAAUACCUGGAUAGGGUGGUAUUCAUUUUAUUUGAUUCUACACAAAUAUUUCCUCUAGUGUCACAGAACACUUAUUCAAUACACGUGGAUGAUAAAUUCCUUCUACCUAAGUUGAUUGAAACUAUUAGAAGUAAAACCCAGCAAUUACCACUGGAGGAGAGGAAAAUGAAGUAUGAGAGAAUGAAAGAAAAUGAUCAAGAAUCGACUGUGUCUUCCACUACAUCAGACUUUCACAGGCAGAUUUCAUUUAGAAGGUCAAAUAGAUCUGCAAAGUCUGACUUCACUAUUUCUUCAACUAUAUCAGAAGUUCACAGUCAGAUUCAAUUUAGAAGAACCAGCAUUGCCUUUCCAGAAAUACAUCUAGGUGAAGCGGUGUCGAUUGAAGAUGUAAAACGAUUGGCAUCAACAGCAGAAAUUCUGUAUUACUGCUCCCACGAGGAAGAAAGGAUUCGAUAUGUUGCUGCAAUAACAUUGACAAAAGCAAUUCAGAAGAAUAUAACCACCUUUUCUAUGAAUGCACAUUUACAAGAAUUUGAGAAUGCAUUGAAUCAUACUAUGAAUCAAGAAUGCACCAAAAAAUGGAAUAAAAGUCUUGAAUUUACAAAAUUAUGCUUCUGGAUCUCAGCAUUAGCCUACAUUAAAGUGGGCAAAUAUCACAUAACCCUUAAGGCUCAUAUGAAAUGUGUGACAUUAAAAAAACGGAAAGCCACCAAGAACCAAUUUGAUCUCUGCCAAACAUACCAGAAACUCAUUGUCUGCAUCCUCAAAAAAGUCAAAACACCGUCAAAUCGUUUGGAUGGUAGUAACUUGCUUAUAAAAAACCUGCAAUCGUAUAUUUCCAUUCUAGAUGGCAAGACAUCUUUCUCUUCUGGAAAAGCAAGAAAUGAAAACAACAUUUUAGCCAAUUUGCCCUGGGAUGCGAAACACAUCUAUGUAUCAAUCAUUACAGAAAAGAUAAUUGCGAAGAAAUUUUCGUUUUCUAUUGAGGACUUUUUCAAACAUAUUUGCUCUUUGGUUGGGAAGAAACAUUGGGACAUUUUUCUCCCAGUGGUUGAAAAAGUAACUGAAUAUAUUCUGGAAAAUGGCACAGGUGCAUGUUAUGAACCACUGAAGCUUUUGGAGAUGAUUUGGAAUCUCCAGAAAACCACAGGAAAAAAACAUAGAUUAACGAUGAUUCUGAAACACUUCUCCCAAAAACUUUUAUAUCAUCCUGUACAUGAUGUCAGGAAAUUCAUUACUCCAUUUUUAUUUGAAUGCUUAUGUGGAAAAGGUGUUGAACUAUUAGGCAGUGCUUGCAUACAAGUAGAUCAGGACAUUGUUGACAGAUGCAUGCAUGAAAAACUAUCAAGUAGCAACCUAGAUCUGACCAUCAAAGAACAAGUGAAGGCAGGUCCAUUUUUCUUUAAAUUUGAGAUAAAAACCCCAAAUUGUGACAAUGCCUUAUUAUAUAUGCUCAAGCAAAAUACUUUAAAUGACAUACUACAAACAAAUUCUACAGAUUGUGCUUUCGAACAAUUCCAGGAAAUGUCAAGAGCUGUAGAAAUAUGCCAAGGCAAUGAUAAUAUUAUUGAGUUGCUAAGCACAACAGAAACUGAUAUACUUCCAUUUUACAUGGUUGAACAUGGAAAGCCAUUGCUACAGUACCUGCAUGAGAAAGAGAACCAGCUUACUUGGACACAAAUGAUUGAUAUACUGAUUGAUGUCACUAAAGCAAUUGAUCAUUGUCAUGGUAAACGUGUCAUCUUACGAGACAUCACUGCUGCCAGCUUUGUAGUAAUACCAAAGGUUAAUGAAACUUAUCAAACAAAGCUUGCUAGCUUUCAGUAUGCAAAACACAUUCAAACUGAGGAGAAUAAUAUUUCUGCAUCUUAUUAUGAAGAAGACACUGACAAGUUCUUCUUUCGAGGUGAUGGAAAUGAACCGGUUGCCGUUUAUUUCACUGCACCAGAAACACUGGAAAAGAAGAUCUUUACAAAUUAUACAGAGACAUGGAUGCUUACUGCAAGUAUUUAUUCAAUCCUUCUCUAUGGCAGACAACCGUUUCAAGAACUAGCUCACCUCACAUUGUUUCAAUAUGUGAAAGAGAUAACAUCUGACCACAAGGUACAAAUUCCAAAUUCCUUCGCACCUGACUUGUGGGCCAUUAUAAGCCGCAAUUUGGACUACAAGCCAGACAAUCGAACAGAUGUUACUAAUUUACUACAGGACUUGGUAACGUAUAAAAAUAACCUAGGACCCAAAGGCAACACAAUUUACAGAGUGAAAUCAGUGUGUUGUUUGAUUACUCCAGAUGAUAUCCAAAGGGGUCAUAUAGACAACAAAGGAUAUUUUAUCCAGGAAAUCAAUCAAGAAAAUUCACAAAAAGUCUACAAAGAUCAUUUUAACAGGACCAAUUACCUACAUGAGGUAGUAUCUGUCAGAAUGUGCCUUGAAACAAGGAAAAAAAUAAAAGAAUUAAAUCACCUAAAUCUGUUAGGAAUGCGAGACAUCAAGAGCCAUCCUUAUACAACUGAGUUGGUAUCUUAUCCUUUUACCGAAUACACCUGUACACUGGAAACACUCAGUGCCGAUACUGGAAUGAAUGAUCUUCUCACUUACUUUGGACAGCUCACUUCCGCUUUGCAGUAUCUGCACUCAAACGAUAUAGUCCACUGCAAUUUGCAGUGCAGUCAUAUUUAUGUAAAUCCAAAACAGAGAACACUAAUAUUGGGCCACUUUGGACGGGCGGUAUAUAUAAGGAAGCCAGUCUAUCCAUAUGUCUUCAAAAUGAUGCCUCCAGAAGCAGAAAAAUGGUCAGCACCAGAAGUGAUAAAACAUGGGAUGUACUCACGUGAAUCUGACAUUUUUAACUUGGCCAUUGUAUUCUGGGAAGCUAUUAGUAAUCAGAAAAUGACAUCCAAUAACUAUCAACUUAAGCCAUUUAAACAGUGUACUAGCUACAUGGAAAUAUUCAGUACAUUUCCAGACAGUUCAGACACACAGGGAGAUUGCCUCUAUGAACUUUGUAAAUGCAUGCAAAAUUGCUGGAAUCCAAAUCAGACAAAGAGACCAUCAAUUGAUCAAAUAGUAAAUACCAUCAUGUUAAUCGAAAGAGAUUGCACACUCCGGUAAGUGUUUAAUUGGUUGGUUUUUGGUUAAAUAAUUGUGUGGGGAAUAUGUUUCCAAUGUCAGGAUUAGUAUUAAGCACAGCACACAACAAAAUAGUCUGUAAUGAAGCUCAAUACCUAAUAUUGCUACAUUAGCAUACUCUUAACCCACAAAUCUGAUAUGUUACAGCACAAAAUAGAGCAAUACAUAUAAUAUAACUCAUUGUUAUUUAUUGUGCAAUAUAAUUAUUGUAAAAAAAACAAUCAUAUUGAACCCACACUAUACCAAGAGGCAACCAGUUUUGUAGAAAUGAAAAGCACAUAGUAUAUAAUUCCCACUAAUUAAACAAAAUAUAAAUAGAACAUAUGAUACAAAAUCAAUCAUAUUAAUAAAUCAAAAAAGGUCAAAGUGCUAGAUUUGUAGAGAAUAAUAAAAUAUUUUCUACCUUGCUUGGUCCAAAUGUGGCACUUUCCUUCAAAACAGAAGUUAUUAUUUUAUGAUCCACGCUGGUGGUCUUGCAAUGUAAAUCAUUGUUUUUUACUUACACUACAUUCUACAGACACUAUGAUACUGGUGGUCCCCACACGUAAUUCUUCUAAAGAUGCUGGUUGAUGAGAAGGUCUAUUAGCUGGUAGCUGGCUGACUGUACAUAGAUUGUGUUCAUUGACAUCCAUAGCAUUUUUCCUAUUCUCCC
This is a messenger RNA of Spea bombifrons (plains spadefoot toad), 4219 nucleotides long. RefSeq lists its product as uncharacterized. The record is from RefSeq and is a predicted model, not a curated record. The transcript is spliced from 20 exons. Gene Ontology annotation, molecular function: non-membrane spanning protein tyrosine kinase activity; signaling receptor binding; ATP binding. Gene Ontology annotation, biological process: cell differentiation; protein phosphorylation; innate immune response. Gene Ontology annotation, cellular component: extrinsic component of cytoplasmic side of plasma membrane. Lineage: Eukaryota; Metazoa; Chordata; Amphibia; Anura; Pelobatidae. Bases 106 to 3549 code for a protein of 1147 amino acids.